CGCGAGGCGCAGUGAGAUUCAAGCCAUGUCUUAAAGAACGAGAUGUUCUUGUCUGAACUCUUUUUUCUCUUCUCACAUUAACAAUAAUCUUCCCUUUAUCAAUUCUCUAUUGCUUUGUACUUUGAUCUCGCGACUAUGGAUCAGAUUGUAUCGUUCCUGCUCGAGCGAGCGGAUAAUGUCCACCACGACUGCACCAAGGAGACUUGCACGGUCAAGGAGUCGGUGUAUGGGUAUUAUCCGUCUAAGCCCGUCAACCUUAUCCUCGUUAUCGUUUUUGGCCUGUCGUUGAUUGCGCAUCUGUACCAAGGCGCCAGAUCGAGAGCUUGGACUUUCAUGGUUGCUCUGGUUGUUGGAACGAUGACUGAAGUUAUUGGAUAUAUUGGUCGAUUACUUAUGCGCAAUGAUCCCUUUAGCAAGGCAUAUCUCGGUAUACAAUUAGUUUGUUUGACUGUGGCGCCUGCAUUCAUCGCUGGAGGAAUAUAUCUUACCUUGAAGCAUAUUAUCAUCGUUUAUGGAGCUCAGUUCUCACGCAUUAAACCAACAUGGUAUACGAGGAUUUUCAUCUUCUGCGAUGUAAUGGGCAUCCUCAUCCAAACCGCCGGAGCAGCAAUGGCAGCGGGUGGAGGCAACAGCGUCACCAUCGGCAACGACGUGAUGAUGGUCGGCCUCGUCUCCCAAGUCGUCACCCUGGCAAUCUUCGGCCUCAUGGCCGUCGACGUCUUCUUCCGUGUCCGUCGCCACAGAGGCCAAUUCGCCCCAUCGGCCGAAGCUCUGCGAGCCUCGAAACAGUUCAAGGGCUUCCUGAUCGCUGUCGGGGUUGCGUACUGUACCAUCUUCAUCCGAUGCGUGUAUAGAAUCGCUGAGAUGGCGGGAGGGUGGAGUAAUCCGAUUAUGCAGGAUCAGAUUGCGUUUAUUAUAUUGGAUGGUGCGAUGUGUGUUGUUGCAGUGGUUGCUUUAAAUGUUUUUCAUCCGGGGUUCUUGUUUAGGCAGUCUUAUGCUACGAUUAAGGCGGAGAAGAUGCAGAGUGAGAAUAUGGUGAUGGCGUGAAGGGGAUUUGUUUGGAGGGUUAAUGGAUCGAAUGGAUGAGAGGGUAAUUUGCAGGAUGUAGGGACUUGGGAUCAAGUAUAUGUUUCGUGCAGAAGAAAGAUUUUGUGGGUCGUGAUGCUAAGGCAUGUCUGGAAGAUCAGAAAUAGAACACACUUGUCUGUAUCUUGUUUGUUCCCCUAUGUUAAGUUAUAG
Molecule: messenger RNA, 1239 nt
Organism: Mollisia scopiformis
Lineage: Eukaryota; Fungi; Ascomycota; Leotiomycetes; Helotiales; Mollisiaceae
Product: RTA1-domain-containing protein
Exons: 5
Coding region: 136-1047 (303 amino acids)
Cellular component (GO): plasma membrane; fungal-type vacuole
Source: RefSeq, a predicted model, not a curated record